AUGCAGCGCUAUCAAGUUAACUCACCGACAACAACUAAUGUGUCGUCAGGCAAACACAAAUUUCAUGGCAUCAAGUUUGAAGUAGGAAUCCGACUGGAUGGCUACAUCGUUUGGGUUGGCCCUCCUCAACCAGGAAGCAAGCAUGAUUUAACCAUCUUUGACGAUGGAGAGUUGGCCAAUGAGUUACUGCCUGGUGAGAAGAUUUUGGCCGACUCAGCCUACGUCUCAAAGAACCACCCAUUCGUUACACCAAUUAAGAAACAGAGGAAUACCAGAACAGUCACCAAGUUCCUCACAGUUGAACAACGCAUCUAUAAUUUCCAGAUCUCAAGAUUGCGUAUCAAGAUUGAACACUGCUUUCCAAAGGUCAAGGCUCUCACGAUGUUUGGCUCCACCCUAUGGAUCACAGCGCCACCACCUCGAUCUAUACUUCCGCGCAGCAUGUGCCCUCAUUAA
Molecule: messenger RNA, 456 nt
Organism: Acytostelium subglobosum LB1
Lineage: Eukaryota; Evosea; Eumycetozoa; Acytosteliales; Acytosteliaceae
Exons: 1
Coding region: 1-456 (151 amino acids)
Source: RefSeq, a predicted model, not a curated record